Messenger RNA from Gongylonema pulchrum, 201 nucleotides. NCBI's taxonomy places the organism in Eukaryota, Metazoa, Nematoda, Chromadorea, Rhabditida, Gongylonematidae. The record is from the annotation of a GenBank genome assembly.
AUGGCACUGAGCUUUGCUGGCAGCUCAGUGCUAAUAGCAGUAAAUCCAUACAUGAAGUUACCAAUUUAUUCCGCCGAGCAGAUUCGUUUGUAUCGAACUCGACGCAUUGGCGAACUGCCACCUCAUAUUUUUGCUCUCGCAUGUGCCGCUUUUCAGAACAGCAGAGCCAGCCACCAUGAUCAGUGCAUUGUUAUGAGGUAA